Messenger RNA from Brachypodium distachyon (stiff brome), 2362 nucleotides. Its product is annotated as inorganic phosphate transporter 1-11. Gene Ontology annotation, biological process: phosphate ion transport; transmembrane transport. Lineage: Eukaryota; Viridiplantae; Streptophyta; Magnoliopsida; Poales; Poaceae. Gene Ontology annotation, cellular component: membrane. The record is from RefSeq and is a predicted model, not a curated record. Bases 424 to 2085 code for a protein of 553 amino acids. Gene Ontology annotation, molecular function: phosphate transmembrane transporter activity. The transcript has 2 exons.
GCUCAAAGCGUUCCCCAGCGCUAGACAAAACAAAACCGCAUAUCCACUCGUUGAUCGAUCGUUGAAUGCAGCACGGCACAUCAUUUCUCGGUACAAUCAGAAAGAAGGGUCUGUACGCGCGCGCCCGAACCGCCAAGUGUAGCAAAUCAUCUCUCCCCCCCCCCUCAUGCAUCACGAUGCUAUUGCUACCUAGUUCACACGUCGAAUAUGCUGCCAACCAACACGAGACAAAGACGGAGCACACGAAAGACGACAGUUUUCCCUCGUUGCAGCCGUCCUCUGGUUCAUCGCCAUCCAACCCAAAGUACUUCCUCCGAAGCAACAAACUGGUAUAAGAACCACAGCGCGACCAGGCAGCAGAGAUCACGGAGCUGAAUCGCAGAGUCUCAUCCAUAGUUGGGUUUCGCUAGACAUCUUGGGGAGAUGGCGGAGAAUGAGUCUGGGGGACAGAACCUGGCGGUGCUGGAGGCGCUGGACUCGGCGCGCACCCAGAUGUACCACAUGAAGGCCAUCGUGAUCGCGGGGAUGGGCUUUUUCACGGACGCCUACGACCUCUUCUGCAUCUCCACGGUCUCCAAGCUGCUGGGCCGCAUCUACUACCCGCUACAGAACAUCGACCAAGGUAAGCCCGGCACGCUGCCCGUGAACGUGAACAACAUGGUCAUCGGCGUGGCGCUGGUGGGCACGCUCAUGGGCCAGCUCGUCUUCGGCUACUACGGGGACAAGCUGGGCCGGAAGCGCGUGUACGGCAUCACGCUGGUCCUCAUGGCCGCGUGCGCCAUCGGGUCGGGACUCUCCUUCGGCUACACCCAUAGAGCCGUCAUCGGCACGCUCUGCUUCUUCCGCUUCCUGCUCGGCUUCGGCAUCGGCGGGGACUACCCACUGUCGGCGACCAUCAUGUCCGAGUACGCCAACAAGAAGACCCGGGGCGCCUUCAUCGCGGCCGUCUUCGCCAUGCAGGGCGUCGGCAUCAUCUUCGCGGGUCUCGUGUCCAUGAUCGUUUCGGGCCUCUUCCUCCACUACAACCCUGCGCCCACGUGGAGCAAGGUCGACCCGACCCUGUCAAACCAGACGCCCGCGGCGGACUACGUGUGGCGCAUCGUGCUGAUGAUCGGCGCGUUCCCCGCGCUGGCGACCUUCUACUGGCGGAUGAAGAUGCCGGAGACGGCGAGGUACACCGCGAUCAUCGAGGGCAACGCGAAGCAGGCCUCCAACGACAUGCAGAAGGUGCUGGAGAUCCAGAUCGAUGACGAGCAGGACAAGCUCGCCAAGUUCAGGGCGGCCAACGAGUACCCCCUGCUGUCCAAGGAGUUCGCGCGGCGCCACGGCAUGCACCUCAUUGGAACGACCACAACGUGGUUCCUCCUCGACAUCGCUUUCUACAGCCAGAACCUGACCCAGAAGGACAUAUUCCCGGCCAUCAACCUCACCGACCCCCCGGAGACGAUGAACGCCCUGAAAGAGAUGUUCGUCAUAUCCCGGGCCAUGUUCCUCGUCGCCCUCCUCGGCACAUUCCCAGGCUACUGGGUCACCGUCGCGGUCAUCGACAAGAUGGGCAGGUACCUGAUCCAGCUCCUUGGUUUCUUCAUGAUGUCCGUGUUCAUGCUGGUGAUGGGCGUCAAAUACGAAUACCUCAAGGACCACAACCACUUGCUCUUCGCAGUCCUGUACGCGCUCACCUUCUUUUUCGCCAACUUCGGGCCCAACAGCACCACCUUCGUGCUUCCGGCCGAGCUGUUCCCGACCCGCGUGCGCUCCACGUGCCACGCCAUCAGCGCGGCGUCGGGCAAGGCCGGCGCGAUCGUCGCGGCAUUCGGGGUGCAGAGACUCACGCUCAAGGGCGACGUCAAGAACAUCACCAGGGCGCUCAUCAUACUCUCCGUCACCAACAUGCUUGGCUUCUUCUUCACGUUCCUCGUCCCGGAGACCAUGGGCAGGUCGCUCGAGGAGAUCUCCGGUGAGGACGGCAAUACUGGCAAUGGUGCCGGCGCCGGUGCUGUUAGUAUGAGCGCUGCGGAUGUGAGCAAGGAUGGAAAGUUUCCUGCUUCAAGCACCGAAUGGCAGCAACCGUCGAUGCAGGCAUGAGAUUUGGUACGUCCUAGCACGAGAAGACACACGCACGUAAUAAUAUUGUUGUUUUUCUUCUGUAUCAAUAGAGUUGGAAAGGGAGAAGGAAUAACGGCGACCAGCUACUUAAGUUGCCAGCCAGGUACUUAGCCUGUGUUUGAUCUACUACGCAUAUGUAGCACUACUGUUUUAAGGUUAUUGUGAUUUUACAGUAUAUAUGCAUGUUAAGGAGCGACAAAUAUAUGCUGCCAUUUCUCGAUCAUCAAUAUGUAAACCUGUGUACUUGUUUCAAACA